AUGUCUGACCGGAUCUUCUAUAUUAACUCGAACUUGUCCUCUGUCCCCUGGGAGGGCAAUGGAGCAGCAGUGGCUCCCACUACUCCUCCUACACCUUGUCUAUACCAUGUCCUCUACCGAGGGUGUGGAGAAACCCAGAUGAGCUGGCAUGGAGAGACAUACUGCCUGGUUGGUGGCUACCGGGCCUACGGAGAUGCUCCUCUGGCCACCCCAGCAAAGGUGGAAGCAGAGAAGCCAGUCCCCAGGCGGGUGCUCAACAGACAUCGAGCUGUGGCAGAGCCGGAAGAAGACCUCGGCUGCCCCAAACCCAAAAUUCCCCGAUUGCAGCUUGGUGGUAGGCGGCGGACCCUGCGGAAGCUCGCUGGCUGA
Equus quagga is the source of this 369-nucleotide messenger RNA. RefSeq names its product DPEP2 neighbor protein-like. The record is from RefSeq and is a predicted model, not a curated record. Bases 1 to 369 code for a protein of 122 amino acids. The transcript has 2 exons. Lineage: Eukaryota; Metazoa; Chordata; Mammalia; Perissodactyla; Equidae.